AGUAAGCGAGAGUUAAUGGAGGUAUAGAGAGAUAGAAGAGAGAGAAAGCUGUUCUCGUGAAGCAGCUGAUGCUGGUGAACUCAAGAGGCUUUGCUUUUCCUUCGCCUCUCUCUCUCUCUUCUCCUCGGUCAAGCCGGUCCUUCAUUUCUCUCUCAAAAAAAAAAAAAACUGGUUUCUCUCUCUCUCUCUAACUCACAUUCAUUCAUCCUUUUGCUUCACCCUUUUAAAUUCACGAGAUCCCCAUCUAUUCCUCUCUUUCCCUCUCUUCAUGUCUGCUUCCAAUACAUCUCUCUCGUUUUAUCUUCUUCCUCUAUGAUUCUAGUACAUAUUAAUACAAUUUAGCACAAUUAUACAUACACAAACAAACACACACAUUUAUAUUAUAUUUAUAAAUAUAUAGAGAGAGAGGGAGAAGCAAAAUGUCGUCAUUUUCCGGUAAACCUACGUCGGAGCUAGGGUUAGAAGCGCUCUCCAAUGGGCUGAGAAAUACGUUGACUAUUUACAAAGAGGAAAACGGCGUUAAUGUAAACAAACCGGACUUCCGAGAACUCGAAACGGGCUCGCCCGUUUCACCGCUCCGGACCCGGCCCGGCAGCGGGCAGGCCGCCACCACUACCAGCAGCAGCUCCAGCUCCUCCGGCUCUGUUUCGGGCCGGGCUUCUGCCGGGCCCAUCCCCCAAAAGCCCAAUUCCAGCCACUCCGGCGAGCUCUCCGUCGAGAGCUCGCCCUCCACGGCCCGAAACAUCAGGUCCGGCCACACCCGCUCCCGCUCCUGCGGCUCCCACCAUCUGAUUUUCUCCGGUUCCGUCAGCUCCCCGCCGCCCGCGAACGUGGCGCCCACCGGCAACAUCUGCCCCUCGGGCCGGAUCCUGAAAACCGCCAUGGCGGCCCGGCCCGCGAAGCCCGACGUUCUUGGGUCCGGGGGGCGCUACGGCCACGGCAGCAUAAUGCGGGGUGGGCUCGCGUCAAAACCGGGCCAGGACGGUGGGCCCGCGGGCUUUUCGAGAGGGCUAAUGGUCGGCGGCGAGCCGGCGAAGAAAGCCGGGUUGCGAGGCAAUAAUGAUCCGGAGGAAUUGAAGAGAAUUGGAAAUGAUUGCUACAAAAACGGCCAUUUCGCGGAGGCGUUGAGUCUCUACGACAAGGCAAUCGCGAUGUCGCCUAGCAAUGCGGCAUACCAUUUCAACCGCGCCGCCGCGCUGAUGGGGCUCCGGCGCUUUGUGGAGGCGGUGAGGGAAUGUGAGGAGGCGAUUAGGUUGGAUCCGGGGUAUGUUAAGGCGCAUCACCGAUUGGGGUCUUUGCUUCUAAGUUUAGGACAGGUCGAGAGUGCUAGGAAGUACAUUUGUUUUUCGGGGCACCAACUGGAUCCCGUUGAGAUGCAGAAGUUGCAGUUGGUCGAGAAGCAUCUGAGUAGAUGCAACGAAGCCCGGAGAGUUGGCGACUGGAGAGGCACAUUGAGGGAAGCUGAUGCUGCCAUUGCUUCUGGAGCUGAUGCUUCGCCUCAGCUGUGUGCGUGUAGGGCAGAAGCUCUAUUGAAGCUCCACCAACUAGAUGAUGCUUUCUCAGCUCAUUCGAACAUUCUGAUAUCCGAACCGUCUAUCAAUCUCAAUCCGUCACUCAAGAUUUUUGGGAUGCUUUUAGAAGCGUAUCUGCUCUUCGUUAGAACUCAAGUCGAGUUGGCAAGAGGAAGGUACGAUAGUGCUCUUACAGCCAUUGAGAAAGCUGGGAAGAUAGACCCUCAUAAUGCUGAAAUGUCGAAGCUUCUCAACACCGUGAGGUUGGUGUGUCGAGCUCGUGCUCGUGGGAAUGAUCUUUUCAAGUCGGAAAGGUUCACCGAGGCCUGCUCAGCAUAUGGGGAAGGCCUCAGACUUGACCCUUCUAAUUCCGUACUCUACUGCAAUCGAGCAGCUUGUUGGUUCAAGCUCGGUCAGUGGGAACGAUCAGUAGACGAUUGCAAUCAAGCUCUUCGUAUCCAGCCGACUUACCUCAAAGCUCUACUACGAAGGGCUUCGUCUAACAGCAAGCUUGAACGCUGGAGUGAAGCUGUGAGAGAUUACGAGGUCUUGAGAAGGGAACUCCCGGAUGACAAUGAAGUUGCAGAAUCUCUAUUUCACGCCCAAGUUGCACUGAAGAAAUCACGCGGAGAAGAUGUGUACAACAUGAAAUUUGGUGGAGACGUGGAGUCCGUUUCUGGCCUCGAGCAGUUCAGAGCUGCAAUUUCAUCGUCUGGUGCAUCGGUUGUCCAUUUCAGAUUAGGGACCAAUCUACAAUGCAAGCACAUAUCUCCGUACGUAGACACAUUAUGCAGCCGGUAUCCUUCAAUCAAUUUUCUCCAGGUGGAUAUCGAAGAGGGCCAUGCCAUUGCACACGCGGAGAAUGUUAGAAUAGUCCCGACUUUCAAGAUAUACAAAAAGGGGAUCCGGGUGAAGGAAAUGGUGUGCCCGAGUCCAGAAGUUCUAGAAUCAUCGGUGAGGCAUUACAGUAUUUAGAGGUUCAUGGAUAUUCAACUCUUGUCUGCCUGUGUAUGGUGCUCUCUUCCUCAUCCAUCCCAAACCACCACCCUUACCUCAACCCAUCACUACCCGUGGCCUAACUAGAGCCCGUUGCAAGAUGAAAAAGAUCCGCAGGGACCGGCCAUAUAAGCCAAAUGCCACCAGAAUCCAGUCAAAACUACACAUAGCAUAGUUGUUCCCUUUUGCUUGUUUUCAUUCAUUCAUUCAUUCGUCUCGUUCCAUCUUCCACCACUCUCUUCCUCGUGUCGUAUAAACUUGUUUGGAGAUUGUGCCUUACUAUAUUCCUAUAGGCUGGUGAUUAUUUGGUGAGGGAAGGAGAGAAAUGUACAUGCAUAUAUGAAGAGAGAGAGAGAGAUAUAUACACACACAAUGCAGGCGCCCAUUGAAGGAAAUGGUUCUGGUUGGUAUGAUAUCUUUUGGUUUGUAACAAGGAAGAUGAAUACGAUAUAUCGCUGUCCCAUUUUUUAUUUUAAUUUCUUUUGAAACUAUUAAAUCAAUAAAAUUUGUUAAAUUCUUUCUCCAUUUUUUCAGCAUUCUUGUAAUGAUCUUGUACAAGACAAGACCACUGGUUAUUUGGAUUAGUUUCUCUUUUGUUAUUUUUAA
Salvia miltiorrhiza (redroot sage) is the source of this 3113-nucleotide messenger RNA. RefSeq names its product TPR repeat-containing thioredoxin TTL1. The transcript has 7 exons. The record is from RefSeq and is a predicted model, not a curated record. NCBI's taxonomy places the organism in Eukaryota, Viridiplantae, Streptophyta, Magnoliopsida, Lamiales, Lamiaceae. The coding region runs from base 420 to 2486 and encodes 688 amino acids. Gene Ontology annotation, cellular component: cytoplasm. Gene Ontology annotation, molecular function: protein binding.